AUGGCUGAGCUAUUACGCUCUGCAACAUACACAUGCCCCCCUCCUCGGCAGGCUCGAGGGACGAGGCUUAAUACCAUAAUCGAGGACUCGCGCGAGGAGGAAUAUGCGGAAAACCCGCAUCGCAGUGAACCUAGUCCAAAAAAGAAAGCUUCUCACCCACAGUUGAAGUUGAAGACUAGUGGUCUGGCGCUGGCGUCCAGACUGAACCGUUUGCUGUCACCCUUAUCAGCCGGGACCACCUCCUCAUGUUCGGAUAUGGAAUGGCAAAAUCAAAUGCAAUCCUUCGAUGACCUAUAUGAUGCAACCGAUGAUGAAUCAGACAUAAGUGACGAGUGCACGUCGAUCUCGAGCACUCGCCCGACAAGUCUCGUGAGUCCUACAACGAGAAAUUCGAUAUCACCAACGAAUCGCAACCGCUAUCCUAGUCUUACAAUCCCCUCUUCGACAAUGUGGCCAUCUCUUCAGGGCCUCUCGAAAAGCUCACCAGUGCCUCCCACUCCACCUCCGAAGAUACCAGUUUCCCCGGCUGCUCUACUAAAGCUUAGCCACUCCGUACCGGCCGUGCAUGCUCCUCCAUCGCUGGAUGGCAGCGUCUCAUCGGAUCAAAUUUCAAACUGUAGUGCCCCUCCAACUCCUGAUGUGCAGUCGCUCCCUGAUAACGACUGGGAUGCACACGACAUCCACGUGCGACCGGACCUCGAAGAUGAACAGACUGCAGGCCUACGAGACCCGGAGACAGGCUCAGACUUGCAGAGCAUCGAGAUCACCAUUGAUAACCCCGACGAGGACUGGCAACAGUUUCUCGGAAACUUUCCUCGAAUUCCGGACCGAACACGAGCAUCACCCGUGCUUGACCCUGUUCGCGAAGACACACCAUCCGACAGAGGCGUAUUUCUUCCAGAAGAUGCAAUGGCGAUGCUGAGACAUAUUUCCGUGGAUGGGACCCCGGAUCCUUGGUCAGAAACCUCGGAACAAAACGAAGAGAUGUGGCAGAUCGAGACGCCGGAGCGACCACGCAGUGCUGACGAUGCGACCCCAGCAUCGGACCUUUCUGGGUAUAGCUUUAGUAGACUUAGUAUACCUUCCCCUGGAGGCUUUUUUGCUUCUCUCGGUCCUCGAGCUCGUCACACAUGGUCGAUCCCUAAGCUAAAUAAUAUUCCGUCGUCCGCCACUGCCGAGAGGUUCUACAAUCUACCAUUCAACAGGGCCGAUGGGGAAAUAGUUGAACAGAUUAUCGAGUGCCCCGAGAGGCAGUCUGAUGAGGAGUUGACGGCUGUUUACGAUCCGAGUGGACCACCAACUGCGAUCAGGAUCCCAACGGAAGCCCCAGCGUUCCAGUUAGAACACGCAGAAAGCCCCGUUAGUGACGAUGUUGACGGCGUCUAUGAGAUCACAGAACCGGGUGUGCAUAAUCCGGACGAGCAAGACGAGCACUAUGAAGGUGAACUGCAGAAGAAGGCAAUAGCAAGUCUAGACAGAACUAGCGUUUGGCUUGCGGCGCAGGCUUCGUAUCUUGCUGCCUUGUGCGAAACAAAUCCCGCCAAUACGCCGGUGAGCGAAAGAGAUGACUUCAUCGACACCUCGGAGAGUAUUACGCAAGCGGUAGCACAAGUCGCCUGCAAGAAGUCUGUCCGAUUUGACGAGACAGUUCCCGAAGCCCCAAGCUCUCAGCCUUCGGCACUCGCAAGCAAGGACUCGAUCUAUUGGAGAGGGUUCCAGUCGAUCCGCGAGCGCUCCAGUGACACAGAUAUCUUCUUGCAUCGAAGCAUGCGCUUCGAUGCUGUGCAAUCUAUCCGGCUGGGCCUGACGAAGAUGCACAUGAGCUGUCUAUCGGGUAAUUACGAACUGGUUCGUCCCGAGCGACCUGCUUACCGAGGUCCCUUCUCGCAAGCUCCCCGUGAUUCAGUCAUGGGUUCCAUCCUUGAGGAAAAAGCGCAGUUCUCUAUGCUAGAGAAGGAGCAAUUAGUGCUUGCCCAGAUUAGUGAGCCAAUGUGGGCCAUGGACGCUCUUCGGUAUCUCAACGGUGGUCAUCUGAUAACUAGUCCCGCUCUAAAGAAACUCAAUAAUUCAAGGUCACCCCGUAUCAGGGUUUUGGACCUCGGAGGGCAUGCUUCUUGUGAAUGGGCAUGGCAUCUUGCAUACGAUUAUCCCAACGUGAAGGUCUACACCGUCUUCACGGAGCACCAAGCGGUCAACCGUGGCAUCAAGGGGCCUGCGAAUCACCGUCAAAUCUCUGUGCAAAAUCUAUGGGAAUUGCCAUUCCCCAACAACAAGUUUGACGUAAUCUCUGCUCGUUCACUGCCUGCUCUAUUGAAGAGCGAACGCCGGUCGGGUGAGCCGCAAGACGAGUAUGACCGUUGUCUUCGGGAAUGCCGUCGCUGCCUCAAACCAGGGGGUUAUUUGGAGUUCUUUGUGAUGGAUGCACAGAUAUCGCGCGGAGGGCCUUGCGCAACUGUCACGUCGGCUGAGUUUACGUCUAAACUCAAGACACGGGGCUACGACCCAAACCCUACAAAGAGCUUCCUCGAGCGUCUGCAAAAAGGAGGCUUUGUGGGAACCAAACGUGCAUGGAUGUUCUUACCCAUUGGUAAUGAGCCUGUACUCUCCCCUGUUCCUAGGGAGACACCCGAGCCUCGAGUCAAGAGUCACAUCAGCGAGUGUGAAGCAGUGCAGGGUCCGGUCGGCAGCACGGCUGAUGCCGCUAGUGUCACCGGCCUAUAUGGUGGUUGGAUUUGGGAACAAUGGCUUCUCAAAUUGCAAACCGAGAUGGGCCUGGAGCAGGGGAAGUGGCUUGAAGGAAUCGGAAGGGUUUUUGACGAGGGUCGUAAGAACGGCGCUGGUUGGACCUGUUUCUUCUUCAAGACCCUCACCAACAAGACCGUGAUCCUCGAACUCAAAAAUGAUAUCCGUAUCCGCGGCACCCUGAAAUCCGUCGACCAAUACCUCAACAUCAAGCUCGACGAGGUCGACGUCCUCGACCUGGACAAGUACCCACACCUGUCGUCCGUGAAGAAUAUGUUUAUCCGUGGUAGCGUUGUCCGCUACAAGGCCGAUGGUCCGCCUAAGCCCACGUCCCGACAGCCGAGGAUUACGCAGUUUGCGACGAAGAUAGAGCGGACUAGUAGUGGGGCCUCUACGCCAUCGCUGCGGCGGGACGAUAGCUCGAAGAGUACUGGUGGCGGGGGAUUGUUCUUGGAUGAGAAGAAUGGGGCGAAGGUGGUGUUGGUAGAUCCGAGUACGUCUCCGCGGUCGCGGUCUCAGACGCCGGAUGAUAUCUGGGAGGAGAAGGGGGAUUUCACGGGGGAGGGGGAGGAUGAGGGGAGGUUUAAUGAGAAUGGGUCGGCGGUUAAGAAGCGGAGGGUUGGGGAUGACUCUCACUCGAGAGAGGGUGAGGUGGAAAGGAAGGUGGUGGCGGCGGCCACUCGUGCUCCAGUUAAGUCGAAGCAGGUUAGCGGUCCGUUUAUUGAUGAGUCGGAUAGUGAGGAGGACUUGGGGGCGUUUGGGGGUUUUGGUGAUGAGCCCACGGUGGCGGGGAACGUUGGACUUGGGGAUGAUGACCGGAAAGAUCAGGAUCGCGCUUCCGACGUCGCCGUACCACCAUUGGUAAGAGAAGCCACGAGCCAUAUCGAAGAUGAUGAAUUUGCGAAUUUUGACGAAUUAGAAGGGGAUGAAUUCAGAGAGGAAGAACUCUUAGACUUAGAAAACGAAGACGAAGAGGGGGUCCGGUAUGCGGUUUUCGGUUUCGACGACUCGAAUGAUCUUUCGGCUAUAGAGGAAUGCGACGUGGAUCCUGGUGGGAGUGCGCCAGUUUGUCCCAUCUGUCAGGUUGAGUUGGUAGGCUUGAGUGAAGUCGACGUGUCGGUACAUGUCAAUGACUGCCUUGAUGGAAAGCCUGUCACUGUCCUGCCAAAGCCAAAGGCAAAGCCUGACACCCCCCCGAAGGCGCUGACUCGCGCAGAGCUCGCUUCUAUCGCAAGACCCGCGCAAAGCGAUCCGUACUCCUCGGGCGCGUCGAAAACCGCUUCAGCCUUCUCAAAGCUUAUGGCAGGUAACGCCGAAGAUACGGCAUGGACGGUGGCUGCAGCCAGUGAGGUUAAGUCUCGGGGCAAGCAAGCUUAUCAACGAACUUGUCCAUUUUACAAGAUCAUUCCGGGAUUUUCCAUAUGCGUGGAUGCCUUUCGUUACGGAGCAGUGGAAGGAUGCAACGCCUACUUCCUAAGUCAUUUCCAUAGUGACCAUUACAUAGGCCUGACGGGCUCUUGGCGUCAUGGUCCCAUUUACUGCAGUAAAGCUACAGGCAAUCUGGUCCGCCAACAGCUCAAGGUGGACCCGCGAUGGGUGGUAGAUCUAGAGUUUGAGAAGACAACGGAGGUUCCUAGUACCGGUGGGGUGAAAGUGACUUUGAUCGAGGCUAAUCACUGCCCCGGAAGCGCUUUAUUUCUAUUUGAAAAGACCAUGGGAUCCAGUCCGUCUAAAAGGGUCCAACGUGUUCUCCAUUGUGGUGACUUUCGAGCAUCUCCGGCCCAUGUGCAACACGCCCUUCUCCGUCCCGAGAUCGCCGACUCCGCUACCGGCCAGAAACGGCAGCAGCGCAUCGACGUGUGCUAUUUAGACACCACCUACCUCAACCCUAAAUAUUCAUUCCCCAGCCAAAUAGAUGUCAUCGAAGCCUGCGCGGAUCUCUGCGUCAGCCUUGACAACGGGGAGGAUGAGGGCCCUGCCCCGUGGCAGUCGGCAAAAGCGAACAAUGGGGGCGGGAGCAUCAUGAAAAAGUUUUUCAACUCUAUGACGGGUGCGGGCAAAUCACAGGACCAGCCAUCAUCCCGCCCGCAGGGUCGGUUGCUAGUCGUCAUCGGAACAUAUAGUAUUGGUAAAGAGCGCAUAUGCCUGGCCAUUGCCCGGGCCUUGAAGAGCAAGAUCUAUGCCACUGCGGCCAAGCAACGGGUGUGCGCCUGCCUAGAGGAUCCCGAGCUCUCUUCAUUAUUAACGGACGACCCUGUGGGGGCUCAGGUGCAUAUGCAGACGCUCUUUGAGAUUCGCGCCGAGACGCUGGCCGACUACCUGGAUUCGAUGAAACCGCACUUUACACGCGUGGUAGGAUUUCGUCCGACCGGAUGGACAUACCGCCCACCCACUGGGAGGAUGCUGGAUAACCCGCCCGUCUCGACGGUGUUACACUCUUCGCAUUGGAAGACGCCUUUCACGGCGGGCGACUUGGCACCUCAACGCGGGAGUACGCGGGAAAGCGCGUGCUUUGGGGUGCCGUACAGCGAACAUAGUUCGUUCCGAGAGUUGACGAUGUUCUGCUGUGCGCUACGGAUCGGACGGGUGAUCCCCACGGUGAACGUCGGCAGUCGGAAAAGUCGCGAACGAAUGAAGGCGUGGGUCGAGCGAUGGGAGGCGGAGAAGCGGAAGAGCGGAUUGUAUCGUCCAAUUCCUUUACAACCACUCGCGGCUAUGAUCGCCGACUUCCUACUGUCGCCCACCGGCGCCGUUUACUUCCUGGUCGCCGCCUUCGUCACCUACUACGUUGCACCCUACCUACAGCUAUGGCGCCUACGGGAUAUCCCGUCACCGGGUUUCGCGGCCUUCUCCAACCUGUGGCUGAUGCUGCAGGCCCGCCACGGCAAACGGUUCCUGGUCGUCGACGAAGAGCACAAGAAGCGUGGUAAACUCGUUCGCAUCGCACCACGACACAUCUCCAUCGCCGACGAUGAAGCCAUCCAAGCGGUUUACGGCCACGGAAAUGGAUUCUUAAAAGCCGACUUCUACGACGCCUUCGUCUCCAUCCGCCGCGGCCUCUUCAACACGCGCUCCCGCGCCGAACACACCCGAAAACGCAAAACAGUCAGCCAUACCUUUUCCACAAAAUCCAUCGGCCAAUUCGAACAAUACAUCCACUCCAACAUCGAGCUCUUCGUGCGCCAAUGGACCCGUCUCGCCUCCACCACUUCCCAAGCUAACGGCUACGCGACCCUCGACGCCCUAAACUGGUUCAAUUACCUCGCCUUCGACAUCAUCGGGGACCUAGCCUUCGGCGCCCCCUUCGGCAUGCUGGAGAAGGGGCAAGAUAUCGCCGAGAUGCGGAAGUGUCCGGACGACAAGCCGAAGUAUGUGCGGGCGGUUGAGGUGUUGAAUCGGCGGGGGGAGGUGAGCGCGACGCUGGGGGCGUGUCCGGGGUUGAUUAAGUGGGCGAAGUGGAUUCCGGAUCGGUUUUUCAAGGAGGGGUUGGAGGCUGUUGAGCAUUUGGCGGGGAUUGCGGUCGCGCGGGUGAAUGAGCGGCUUAGGCCGGAGGUUAUGGAGGGGAAUACGCGGGUGGAUCUGUUGGCGAGGUUGAUGGAAGGACGGGAUGGGGCUGGGGAGAAGCUUGGCAGGGAGGAGUUGACGGCGGAGGCCUUGACGCAGCUUAUUGCGGGGUCCGAUACAACGAGUAAUACCUCUUGUGCGAUCUUAUAUUGGUGUUUGACGACGGAGGGGGUCGUGGAGAGGUUGCAUGAGGUGCUUGAUGGGGCUAUCCCGCGGGAUGUGGAGGUUCCGGAUUAUGGGAUGGUAAAGGACAUUCCUUAUUUGCAAUGGGUUAUUUGGGAAACCAUGCGCAUUCAUAGUACCAGUGCUAUGGGUCUGCCUCGCGAGAUCCCCGCUGGUAACCCCCCUGUUACGAUCUCGGGCCAUACGUUCUACCCCGGGGAUGUGCUGUCCGUUCCUAGCUAUACGAUCCAUCGGUCGAAGGAGAUCUGGGGUCCGGAUGCGGAGCAGUUCGUCCCUGAGCGCUGGGAUCCAGCUCGUCUUACGGCGCGCCAGAAGGCGGCGUUCAUUCCCUUCAGCACCGGACCCAGGGCCUGUGUGGGCCGCAAUGUGGCGGAGAUGGAGCUGCUUGUGAUCUGUGGCACGGUGUUCCGGUUGUUUGAUUUUGUCAUUCAGCAGGAUGGGCCGAUGGAGACGAGGGAGGGGUUCCUGCGGAAGCCCUUGGGGCUGAUGGUGGGGAUGAAGAGGAGGACUCUUGGUUAG
Aspergillus alliaceus is the source of this 7008-nucleotide messenger RNA. RefSeq names its product cytochrome P450-domain-containing protein. Gene Ontology annotation, molecular function: S-adenosylmethionine-dependent methyltransferase activity; iron ion binding; 5'-3' DNA exonuclease activity. The record is from RefSeq and is a predicted model, not a curated record. NCBI's taxonomy places the organism in Eukaryota, Fungi, Ascomycota, Eurotiomycetes, Eurotiales, Aspergillaceae. The coding region runs from base 1 to 7008 and encodes 2335 amino acids. The transcript has 8 exons. Gene Ontology annotation, biological process: mRNA processing; double-strand break repair via nonhomologous end joining; protection from non-homologous end joining at telomere.